Molecule: messenger RNA, 330 nt
Organism: Suillus subalutaceus
Lineage: Eukaryota; Fungi; Basidiomycota; Agaricomycetes; Boletales; Suillaceae
Exons: 2
Coding region: 1-330 (109 amino acids)
Source: RefSeq, a predicted model, not a curated record
AUGUUUCGCAUCAAACUCAUUCACAGCUUCACAGUUCCCACAUCCUGGCUACGCUACCGCAUACUAGGCUUUUCUACUCUCUUCGCUAUAUGCGCGCGCCUCAUGGCUAUGAGCACCCUCUGCAGGGAGGAACAACACGCAUGCUGCACCGUUGCUUUUUACAUGUCCAAGUCAUCCUCAGCCCCACCACUCCUCGCCUUCCCUGUUAUCAUUGCAGUUCACCCCGUCGCUUGGUGCAUACUCAAAAUCUCGAAAUCAGACUCUGGCCUCGAUGAAACGUUCAUCCCCCUGUUAUUCGCACCGUCUUUGAUCGCUGGCACGAUGUUCUAG